ACAAUUCCCUGAAGUUUAAAGCACAAGUCUGAUCCAUAUAUCAGUUCUGCAGUUAGGCACUGAAUCAAGAAACCGCAAGAUACAAAUUUGCUUUGAAGGGAUAAAUUCCCCGGUUCCUCAUGGACUUCUGUGAAGAGGAACUCAAUACAUAUUAGUUGAGUUUCCAAGUGGGAUAGAAUUUUCAGCACACCUCCUCUUUAUUAUGUGGGAAUCGUUAGCCUGUGUAGGCUCAUCUGUUGCUGUAUUAAACUGCAAAAAGCGAGAAAACAAGUUGCUGCAGGUCUCUGAGCAAUAAAGGUUUUUGUGCCACGAGAAUGUACUAUAUGUACUAUUAGCAAUGGCUUGGACGCUCUUCAUUCUGUGCACACUGCAAUACAUGAGAACAAUCACUGCACAAGAAGUUUCUCCUUUGCAUGUGAAAAUUAAAAAUGGGACUGUGAAACCAGCUUAUAUCAGCAUUACUUGGGACUGCAAUAUUACAGAGGAAAUGAAAAAUUACAAAUAUUCUGCUGUGAUAAAGGACAAAAAAACAUUUUUUCCACAUGACAUAGAUAUAAACAACUGCUCCACUGAAUUCUUAAUUGGUGACUUUGUAUUUCUAAACUUACACGAAGGAGUAUCUGUGAAAAUUAAAGCAAACAAUAAAGAAACUGAAAAUAUUAAAUGGACAACAUUCUAUCCUGAAGGAGAAAACCAAACAUCUGCUGAAAAUGUUGGCUGCAUUGUGCAUGGCACUGUUGUGAACUGCUUGUGGGAUUUUGGCAAAAAAGCUCCCAAAGACACAAUUUAUUCAUUGUGGCUCUACCAAUCACAUACAUGGGAGGAAUGUCAAGACUAUAAGACUGAUUUAGCAGCAAGACAAAUGCACUGCUCUUUUAAGGUUUUACGGAUUCAAUAUAAAUUACCAGCAUAUUUAUUUGUGGAAGGAUCAAGCAACACAACAUCAAUUCUUUUUUAUGAUCAGUGGAUCACUUUGUCUGAAAACGAAAUACUGAUGCCUCCCAGAAACAUACUUAUAAAUGCAAGUACUCAUGGUGUUGAAAUUAAGUGGGAAAAGCCUGAAACACACACAUAUUAUUCAGACCACUGUUUUAAAUAUGAAAUCACCUUAAAGGAAGAAAAAAUGCAGGAUAAAACCUACAAUGUAGAUAAGAAAUUACACUUUACCGUCCAUGAAUUCACAUCAAACCAGCAAUUUCAACUAAAAGUGAGAGCAAAAAGGAACUUUGGAUGUUCAGACACAAAAUGGAGUACAUGGAGUGAAACCUCUAAAUUUGUUCCUUCUGCGGGCCCCCUCACACACACUCACCUGUUUAUUCUUCUAGCAAUAGGCACGGUCAUUGCCGUAACAGCCCUAAUAUAUGUCUGUCACAGAUUUCAGGUACUGAAAAAAGUAUUUCCCCCAAUCCCAGCACCUGUAAUAAAAUUACAAAGUUUGGACCAAGACGAGCUUAAAGAGCUACAGUGGGCACAGGCUUUACAGUCCAGGAAACUAAAAUCUCGAUCACAACAGAAACUUGCCAACCACAUACUAACCGCAAUCCGCAUAUCCAUAGCAUCCAAAUGGAAAACAACAACUCUCCCAACCUGGGAAGAACUCUACCAAAGAAGUGAAAGCAACAGAAACUUUGAGUCCAGGAUUGCCCAUCUCCACAACAAGACUCCGACAUACUUAAAAGUCUGGUCCACGUGGGAGCUUCGAUCCUUCACACAAGGAGAAUGAAGAUAUACAGAGAUAACAAUAAGGACAAAAACUGUCAUCGCCUCAGGACAACCACAGCCAGCAGAACUUAGGUUCACUAUCGUUAGUAUACUUACUAUGCCUUUUUUUU
Messenger RNA from Xenopus tropicalis (tropical clawed frog), 1832 nucleotides. RefSeq names its product granulocyte-macrophage colony-stimulating factor receptor subunit alpha. The record is from RefSeq and is a predicted model, not a curated record. Gene Ontology annotation, cellular component: membrane. Bases 338 to 1723 code for a protein of 461 amino acids. Gene Ontology annotation, biological process: cytokine-mediated signaling pathway. Gene Ontology annotation, molecular function: cytokine receptor activity. The transcript has 12 exons. NCBI's taxonomy places the organism in Eukaryota, Metazoa, Chordata, Amphibia, Anura, Pipidae.